This is a messenger RNA of Saxophila tyrrhenica, 705 nucleotides long. RefSeq lists its product as uncharacterized. The transcript is spliced from 2 exons. Gene Ontology annotation, biological process: lipid biosynthetic process; protein N-linked glycosylation. Gene Ontology annotation, molecular function: dolichyldiphosphatase activity. The record is from RefSeq and is a predicted model, not a curated record. Bases 1 to 705 code for a protein of 234 amino acids. Lineage: Eukaryota; Fungi; Ascomycota; Dothideomycetes; Mycosphaerellales; Extremaceae. Gene Ontology annotation, cellular component: endoplasmic reticulum membrane; intracellular membrane-bounded organelle.
AUGGACGAGCCUUCGUUGACAUCUCUCUCGCUCACGCACGUUCACUACAACCCUGGCGACCCCUUAUCAUAUGUAUCGGCCUACCUUGCCCUGGUCCCGCAAGCGCUCGUCAUCACAUACGUCGCACUGAUAUGGAGUACGCGGGAGGCCGAGAUCUUGCUCAUGUUCGCCGGCCAGAUGGCGUGCGAAGGUCUCAACUGGAUCCUGAAGCGCUUGAUUCAGGAAGAGCGGCCAACUCAAAUGCUAGGCAAAGGCUACGGCAUGCCAUCAUCCCAUGCUCAGUUUGUUGCGUACUUCUCGACGUUCUUGAUACUGUUCAUGCUACUCCGCCAUGAUCCCCACAGCCAUCCGAGUGCUUCUACUACACACGUACCCAUCCCGUACUGGCAAAGGGUACUUCUGUCCGGAGCUGCCCUGGUUUGCGCUGCAGCUGUUGCGCAAAGCAGGAUAUACCUCAACUACCACAAGCCACGGCAAGUCUAUGUCGGUGUGGCAGCUGGUGCUGCUUGCGCUGUGGCAUGGUUUGUGGUGAUCGGGAUGGCGAGAAGGCACGGCCUCAUCGACUGGCUGUUAGAUUUACCACCGGCACGAUGGGCGCGUUUGAGGGAUUUGGUCGUGCAUGAGGAUCUGGUAGAUGCCGGCUGGGAACGAUGGGAGCGACGACGGCAAAAGCGAGCAACGAAUUCGAGCAAGAAAAUACGAUGA